Molecule: messenger RNA, 1017 nt
Organism: Silurus meridionalis
Lineage: Eukaryota; Metazoa; Chordata; Actinopteri; Siluriformes; Siluridae
Gene: exosc6
Product: exosome component 6
Exons: 1
Coding region: 114-932 (272 amino acids)
Biological process (GO): poly(A)-dependent snoRNA 3'-end processing; U4 snRNA 3'-end processing; rRNA catabolic process
Cellular component (GO): cytoplasmic exosome (RNase complex); nucleolus; nuclear exosome (RNase complex)
Source: RefSeq, a predicted model, not a curated record
UGUCUAUGUUCCUGAUGGUGCGACACAUUCUCCACUCCGGUAGAUGGCGAUAAAGACAAAAAGCAACCAUUUAUUUCCGGCUUGGUGCUCAUGGUUGCAGUGAAAUCUCAAACAUGCCGGUAGAUAAUAAACGUGUCCGCGGACCGGAGAUAUCUCAGUCCCCGUUGUUAUUUCUUCCUCCGGACUCACAGAUUUCCAAAGUCAGCAGCAGUAGCGGGAGACAGGGCGCGCGAGGAAAUGGUGAUAUCCGGCCGUUGUUCGCGCGCUGCGGUCUCGUGAGCCAGGCCAAGGGCUCCGCGUACCUCGAGGCCGGCAACACGAAGAUCAUCUGCUCGGUGUACGGCCCGCGCGAGACCGAGCGCAAGGAUGAAACCGACAUGAAGAGCGGACGCCUUGUGUGCGACUUCCGCCUGGCGCCGUUUUCCUGCCCGAAGCGCGGCGCGUGGAUCCAAAACGCCGAGGAGCGCGACUUGUCCACGGCGCUGGCGGAGAGUCUGCAGCCCGGCGCGUGUCUGCACCGCUACCCGCGCGCGCAGGUCGACGUGAACGUUGUGGUGCUGGAGAACGACGGCUCGGCUCUGGCGCACGCGGUCACGUGCGCGUCCAUGGCGCUCGCGGACGCCGGGAUCGAGAUGUACGACACGGUGCUGGGCUGCGCGCUCAGGCAGGACGAAGAGCGGUGCCUCGUGGACCCGGACCUCGCGGAGGAGCGCGCCGAGAGCAGCGCGGAGAACCAGGGCCGCGUCGUGGUGGCGCUUCUCCCCAACCUCAACCAGAUUUCCGGGCUGCAAGCGGACGGCGAGAUGCGCGAGGACUCGUUAACGGCCGCCGUCAGAACGUGCGUCGAGGGCUGUCACAGGCUGUACCCGGUGGUGCAACAAGCCAUACUGCGGGCAGUUAAAAAGAAAGCAGCACCUCCACCUGAAAAAUAACUCUGCAUUCUUUUUUUUUUUUGGUGUCACUUUUCCAAUUUUUCUACCGCAACAAUGAUGAAAAAUUAAAUAUCAUUUCACAUAA